AUGAAACAAGAAGCGGACAAUAAAGGUGUUACGAUUCCAAUAGCUAAAGCUCGAGAAAGAACCGCUUCUGCUACUGGUGUUUCUGAACGGAUGGUCACUAAAAUAAACGGAGAGCUUAAACAACUAAAAUCCAACAAUGAGGAUGAAACAAAAAAGUUCUUGACUCCAAAGAAACGCCCUGGGAGAUCAAAGACGUGUAUAGACGACUUCGAUAAAUGCGUAAUAAGACGAACAAUAUACAAUUUCCAUUUGCAAAAGAACUGUCUUCCUACUGUAAAUUUAUUGUUGCAAGAACUGAGAGAAAGCAUUGACUUCAAGGGUGGGAAAACCACUUUACGAAUUGUCUUGAGUGAAAUGGGUUUCAAGUGGAGGAAAACGAAAACUAACAGAAAAUUGCUGGCUGAGAAAUCUGAAAUUCGGGACAAACGCAUUACUUAUUUGAGAAAAAUUAAACGGUUCAGGGAACAAAAUAGACCGAUAAUAUUUCUCGAUGAGACAUAUGUUCUGUCGACUCAUGUAAAAUCACAAUCUUGGUCAGACGAUUCAAACCAAGGAGUUCGAACACCAGUGUCAAAGGGGAACCGACUGAUAGUCAUCCACGCUGGCGGAGAGAAAGGAUUUGUCCCCAACGCGUUGACAACAUGGAAGGCAACAACUCACUCUGGAGACUACCAUGAUAAUGUUAACCAAGAAAUGUUCAUGGAAUGGAUGACUGAGAAGCUAUUGCCAAAUUUGGAGCCAAACACUGUAUUGGUGGUAGACAACGCACCAUACCACAAUGUAUUAGUGGACAAAGCUCCUACUAGUAAAAGCAAGAAACAAGAAAUGAAAGACUGGCUUUCUAAGCACAAUAUUGCUUUCAGCGAAGAAAUGUUUGUGCCUGAACUGUAUAAGUUGAUUACACAAAACAAAUCGAAAUUCUUCCGCUACGUCCUAGAUGAGACUGUUCAGGCACAAGGUCACGAAAUUCUUAGAUUACCACCUUAUCAUCCGGACCUAAAUCCAAUCGAACUUGUCUGGGCUGAUAUAAAGGGCUACGCAGCAGGAAAAAACACUACAUUUAACUUUUCUGAUGUGCAAGCUAUCACUGAAGAAAAGAUCGCUAGUAUGGGUCCUGAGGAUUGGUUUCCGAAGUGUCAACACGUAAAGAAAGUUGAGGAGGAAUAUCUUUUGAAGGAAGGGGGAAUCGACAACAUGUUGGAAUCUUUCAUAAUUUCACUGGGGAAUGAUUCAGAAACGGAUUCCAGUGAUGAUGAAUCAGAAGAUGGAAUGAGUGGAGUAGAAGAACUCCAAUAA
Molecule: messenger RNA, 1296 nt
Organism: Macrosteles quadrilineatus (aster leafhopper)
Lineage: Eukaryota; Metazoa; Arthropoda; Insecta; Hemiptera; Cicadellidae
Exons: 1
Coding region: 1-1296 (431 amino acids)
Molecular function (GO): nucleic acid binding
Source: RefSeq, a predicted model, not a curated record